Brienomyrus brachyistius is the source of this 3474-nucleotide messenger RNA. RefSeq names its product pleckstrin homology domain containing, family G (with RhoGef domain) member 5b (gene plekhg5b). NCBI's taxonomy places the organism in Eukaryota, Metazoa, Chordata, Actinopteri, Osteoglossiformes, Mormyridae. Gene Ontology annotation, molecular function: guanyl-nucleotide exchange factor activity. Gene Ontology annotation, biological process: endothelial cell migration; Rho protein signal transduction. The record is from RefSeq and is a predicted model, not a curated record. Gene Ontology annotation, cellular component: plasma membrane; endocytic vesicle; axon.
AAUCUAAAUAUCAUGUCUCUGGUAUGGAGAACCUGCUCAUUUUCUGAAAACUGUAUACAUAGAGCGAAACAAACAAAAUUAAUACCUAUGCGUUGAAUUUUUGACGUGCAAAGGACGGACUGACAGAUGAAAAACCCACCCAGGAAGACAAGUGUGUGGUCUGCCAGCAUCCCGACUGCCCCGACCGGCGGAGGGCUGCCAAGGUGUGCCACCAUCCAGAUUGCCAGGACCUGAACAACAAGAGUCCGCUGAGCCUCUGCGAGUCAUGUGACACUCGCUGCCACCUGGAUGAUAUGGACAACCUGCACUUCGAGCGGCACCCUCGCUUCGACCUGCAGCCACACGGCUCCAUCCUGGCCCGGAACGUGUCCACUCGCUCCUGUCCCCCCACGCACCGGGCCGCCCUUCAACCUGGAAGACGAGGAGGAUGGAGGAAGUGACAGUGGGGACCGGAAAGUGGGUGGGAAGAAGAACAAGCCCCGGAGAUACCUCACAGAUGCGGAAACAAACCUCGAAUGUCUCAGUGGGUCGGCUGUUAACUCUCCUCUGGGUCUCUUACCUCCCCCUUCGCCCAGGACCCCCAAAAAAGAGUGCUUCAGCCUGAAAUUUGAUCUCAACGUGGACAUUGACCCUGAGGUUGUCCCGGCCAUGAAGAAAAAGACCCUGCAGGAGGUGCUGGGACCUGUUUUCGAGCGGAAGGGGAUCGAGCUGUCCCGCGUGGACCUGUUCGUGGACCAGUCCAACACCCCCCUCUCGCUCAACUUUGAGGCGUACCGAUUAGGAGGACAGUACCUAAAGGUGAAAGCGCGGCCAGGCGAGGAGCUGAAGGUGGAACAGGGGGUGAAGAACCUGCGUUCCCUCAGCCUGCCCAUUAUGAAGCCGUCAUCUUCGCAGAGCCCCUACAUCCUCACCCCCGGCAGCGAGAGGGUGGAGCACGGCUCUCUGGGACGCCACGAGGCCGCCGACCUGCUGGGUCAAGCAGCUCGGCGCACGAAAAACUUGCCAAUCUUCCUGGGCGUUGACAGCAUCCCGUACUCAGAUGCCGGGCCCCAGCUGCCCAUUGUUGGUACCCCCUCCCAGGAAAACCGAAAGAUUCGGACGACCAGCCGAAUCAGUGUCUUCUUCGGCUCCAACCAAGGCACGAAUACAACUGGCAAGGAGGUGGACCGAGUGGAGCAGCAGCUACAGAACAAGCUGCACUCCUACACACUGCUUGGCCUGCCCAAGGUGCCCCCCCAGCUCAUCUUUCACCGGGACUCUUGGGAAGAGGAAGGGGAGACCAACCUCUCCUUGGAGGACAGCUGGCAGCAGCUGCUGGAUAAGCCUGAGUCGCUGAGCAGGCGGCAGUUCCACCAGCAGGAGGCGAUCUGGGAGCUUCUGCAGACAGAGGCCACCUACAUCAAGAAGCUGAGGGUCAUCACCGAUCUUUUCUAUUGCUGCCUGCUGAACCUUCAGGAGAACAAAUUCCUCCUGGAGGUGGAUCCCAUGCGCCUCUUCAGCAACAUCCAGGACAUCAUACGGCUGCACACGGCACUGUGGGCCGAGGUCAUGUUGCCCGCCGUGGAAAAGGCGCGUCAGGCCCGUGCACUGCUGGACCCCGUACACCUGGAGGAGGGAUUCCGCACUAUCGACGUCCGAUUCAAGCCCUACAUCCAGUACUGCAUGGAGGAGGAGGCUUGCAUGGAGUACGUGAAGAGCCUGCUGAGGGACAACGCGCCCUUCAGGAUGUACGUGAUGUGGGCUGAGACGCACAAGCAGUGUAACCGACUGAAGCUGACUGACAUGGUGGUGAAGCCUCACCAGAGGCUGACCAAGUACCCCCUGCUGCUGAAGAGCGUGCUGAAGAAGACCGACGAUCCGGCCGGCCGUGAGGCCCUCAGCAGCAUGGUGGCCUCGGUCGAGGCCUUUAUCAUCAGCGUGGAUACUCAGAUGCAGCAGUGGCAGGAGCAUAAAAAACUGGCCUCCAUCUCGGGCCGCAUCGAGUCCUAUGAGGCCGUGGAUGGGGGGGGCGAGGAGGUUGAGAAGAUCCUGCGAGAGUACAACUGCUUCGACCUGAUGGCCCCCAUGAAGGGGACACCGCCAGGGGAGACGAGGCAGCUGCACAUGGAGGGACCGCUGCGCAUGAAGGAGGGGAAGGACAGCAGGAUGGAUGUUCACUGCUUCCUGUUCACCGACAUGCUGCUGAUCACCAAGCCAGUAAAGCGUGAGAAGGUUAAAGUCAUCCGCCAGCCCCUGUUCAUCCACAACGUGGUGUGUAAAGAGCUGAAGGACACUGGCUCCUUCCUCGUCAUCUACCUCAACGAGUUUGGUAACGCGGUGGCUGCCUACUCCUUCCAGGCCAACAGCACCACCCAGGGGCGGAGCUGGACGGACGCCAUCUGUAACGUCCGGAAGCAGCUCCAAAAGCUUCACUCCGAGGAGCUCCGGCGGAAACAGAGGCAAGUCGGCGGAGCAGCGGAGGAGGAGGAGGUGGAGGAAGAGAGCAGUAACUCCACAGCCAGCUCCCCCUCCCUGCGGCACAAAGACCAUCAGGCUGAAAGCCAAUCAGACGGCUCCACCGAGACCCUGUCCGUGGCGGUCAUGGAAGACGGUGGCGACUCAUCAUCGCAGGAAGCGAUCCCGAACAGCUCCGCAGACGAGGCCUCCCUCGUCGGGGUUGACGUAUGCAGCUCCGGAUCGAUGACCGUAGAGUCCCACCGCGAUGGACUGCAGACUGACAGCCUGGACGUGCCAGGGGCAGCGGAUCGCUCCAUGUCUUUAGACAGCGCCUAUGGCACGCUCUCGCCCGAGUCCCUGUUCCGUCAGCUGUCCCUGAGGGAGAAGCCUGGCCAGGGAGAGGAAGAUGCGGAAGAGGAGGAGGAGGACAUGGAGGGUGAGGCGGAGGAGGAGGAGGGCGAGGAGCAGGUGGAGGGGCCAGACGAGGAGGAUCCCACCCGCACGGGUUCCCAGCUCUCUGUCACCAACUCCAUCAAGCUGCGGCGCUGCGCACCAGUGCAGCACCACCAGCGCUGCCUACAGAACCUCGCCAUCAAGUGCCACUCCGAGGACAAUCUGCUGCAGCGGGUGCAGGGAGGCGUCGAGGCACGCUGCAACGCCAGCAACGUGAUGAGGACGCGGCUCGCCAACAGGAGGGCCGGCCUCAUCCACAGCAGAAGCUUGUCGCAGCUCAACAAGCAGGACUUCCCGUUCCAGGCUAAGCACGCAGACUCCGCUGACGACCUGUCCGCGAGAUGCGACAGCUCGGGCGCAUUAACAGACAAUUCGGAGUGCGCGGACUCUCAGCAGGUUCAGGGUGCCCUGACUGGGUCGGACGGCAAGAUAACGGCCUCCUUCUCCCUGGGGGAGUCGGCCGGGUCUGAGGAGCCUGGGGUGGCCAGGAGAUCGCCGACGCAGCAGCACAAGAAGCUGACUCUGGCCCAUCUCUACCGCAUACGCACCACCGUCAUGCUCAACUCCACUCUCUCGGCAUCGUAA